Xenopus tropicalis (tropical clawed frog) is the source of this 1155-nucleotide messenger RNA. RefSeq lists its product as uncharacterized. The coding region runs from base 37 to 720 and encodes 227 amino acids. The record is from RefSeq and is a predicted model, not a curated record. Gene Ontology annotation, cellular component: membrane. NCBI's taxonomy places the organism in Eukaryota, Metazoa, Chordata, Amphibia, Anura, Pipidae. The transcript has 3 exons.
AUCGCGUUCCUUCCCGUUGGGGCAAAACAAGAGCCGAUGAGGGAGGUGGGACGAGCCAAUGUGGCUACUGAUAAGGAGUCAGCCGGGCACACCCCGCCCCUCCCCAUGGAUGUAAAUAAGCGACUGUCUAUAGAGCGCCCACAGUCUCACCCAGAAGAGACAGCAAGACCAAUGGCCGCACCAAUCUUCUUCCUUCUUUCCCUCCUUCUGGCCUUUGAUGCUUCAAAGGCCCAACUCAAUAUCAUCGUUGACCCCGGUCCGGUGGUUGCAAAACCUGGAGAAACCGUGGAGCUCAAGUGCCUCCUGAACCUCGAGCAGCAGGUGGUGGACCCCAAGAAGCUGAUGGUGCAGUGGUUCACUCGUGGGACCCAAGUGGCCGAGUUCGACAGGAAGGUGACUAUCGACAAACCGGGGUUGUCCCUCUCCGAGGAAGCCCUGAAGAAAGGUGAUGCCACCCUGACCAUCAAAUCCGUCAAGGAGGAAAAUUCCGGCAACUACCGCUGCUACGUCUACUACGCCUCGGCUUUCGCCAUGAAGCAGGUCAUUCUGAAGGUCGAUGAUCCCAGCAAGCCCAAGGAAGAGGAGGUGGAGCUACUGACUGACAGCCAGUUAUAUAAGCAGAUCUUGGAUUGGAUGGGAAAACUCGACGGAAAGCUGAAUGAGCUGCUUGCCGAGGCGAAGAAGUGUUUCCCACAGGGCAACAACAAAUCUCCCAAGUAACCCCUUGUGUGCCAUCUUCCCCCACCCACAGGGGGCGCUAACAGGUCACACCAAUAAGGCAAUCAUACAUCCUCCUGCUUAUACUCGCUUACAUGUUACCUACGGAGCAGCCAGCGGGGUCCUAACACAAUUGGACUUUUUUAUCUUCAUUAUUUGCCCUGCAAUUACCAAGCUUGGAAUUCUACCCGGUAUCUAGGGAAUAAUUACCCCGGCAACACUGAUCCCUCCCACACCAUCUGUUUGUAGAACAGGCCCAUCUAUAAUCUGCUAAAUUUUCAUUUGCAGCUGAAUUUCCCCUUUAAUCCAGUCUUACCCUCUUAUAAAAUGACAUAAAGUUCUUCUCAUUUGUAAUUGAUUUCUUGCUGUGAUUUUGUGAAUCAAACUGAACUUUUUUUAUUCAAAUAAAUAUCUGCUCAAAUGAGUUUUUGUACUUCA